AUGAAUCACUCUGCCAAGAAAAGUCCAAAUUUAUCACAUCUAGACCAUCAAGACGAUUCAUCCGAAGAGAAUGUUGUAAACAGCAACAACAAGAGACUUCGCAUCAAAUCGCACGAAGUCGUCAAUAAACCAAAACGAAAGAGAAUUACACCAUACCAGUUGACCAUAUUGUCAGAUUUGUUUGCAAGUACUGAUACACCUAAUUACCAAUUAAGAGAGAAUACAGCCUCCAAAUUAAAUAUGACAAAUCGUGAAGUACAGGUUUGGUUCCAAAACCGUCGUGCUAAAGUCAACCGUAAUCGAUUGCAAGAGCAAAAGAAACAUGAUCCAUUCGUAUAUCCCAUCUGCUGGACCCCGCCGCCAGAUCACCAUCACCAUCAUCCACAAGCACAAUCACAACAGCCACCACAACAGCAUCAUUAUCCCCCACAAUACCUGCAUCAUCACCAUCAUGGCGUUGCCACAUCUACUGCUUAUCACACAGAACGACAACAACGACAACAUCAGGAUCAAUACGUAGCCGAUGUAAAUCAAAAACUCAUGAAUCCACCAAAUCAAAAUUAUAGCAAAAUGCCUUUUGGAGAAGAGCAUAGUGCCUAUGAUAGUCAAUCUAGUGUAACAUCUUCCAAUUCAUCUACACCCACACUUUAUCCCCAAUUAUCGCCGCAAAUGAGACCCAUAGAUAUCUUGGCUCUCGCAGCAGAAUAUGUACAGAGAUGCGACGAAGAAAAGCGGUUGACAGAGGAAAGAAGAAAAUGUUGGCGACCAUGGGAUUAA
Molecule: messenger RNA, 777 nt
Organism: Mucor velutinosus
Lineage: Eukaryota; Fungi; Mucoromycota; Mucoromycetes; Mucorales; Mucoraceae
Product: Oxoglutarate dehydrogenase (Succinyl-transferring), E1 component
Exons: 3
Coding region: 1-777 (258 amino acids)
Biological process (GO): cell differentiation; regulation of transcription by RNA polymerase II
Molecular function (GO): RNA polymerase II cis-regulatory region sequence-specific DNA binding
Source: RefSeq, a predicted model, not a curated record